Ostertagia ostertagi is the source of this 432-nucleotide messenger RNA. The record is from the annotation of a GenBank genome assembly. Lineage: Eukaryota; Metazoa; Nematoda; Chromadorea; Rhabditida; Trichostrongylidae.
AUGGAAUUAAUACUGCCGGGAAGUGUCCACGGAAAUGAUACAAUUCGCGACUCCUUCAAAAUUGUCUUCACUCAGCAUGCCUACUUUCUAAUCAUAUAUAUUUUAUAUGGCAUUCCUAGUCUGGCUGUGACAUUGAAAAUUGUUCUACUUAUAUUCGAUCCUGAAUUCAAGAAAUUCUUUAGAACACCGUUUUUCGCCUUGUUUACCCACGACUGCAUCAUGAAUGCUAUGUUCUUCGUUUUGGACGUCAUUGCUGUGAGAGUUCCUCUCUCGGGUCUUAUUACCGGCUGGAUGACCACAUUACCUGUGGGCCCUUAUAUCACCGUGAUCUAUGUGGUGUCGUUUCACUCGCUCUACAUGACAUUUUAUUCCGCUGUUUUCUUAUCUCUAGCGAGAACUAUAAUAAUAUGCUCACCGAUGAAAGGCAACCAG